Molecule: messenger RNA, 1361 nt
Organism: Priapulus caudatus
Lineage: Eukaryota; Metazoa; Priapulida; Priapulimorpha; Priapulimorphida; Priapulidae
Product: adenylate cyclase type 3-like
Exons: 8
Coding region: 1-1173 (390 amino acids)
Biological process (GO): cAMP biosynthetic process; intracellular signal transduction; adenylate cyclase-activating G protein-coupled receptor signaling pathway
Molecular function (GO): adenylate cyclase activity
Source: RefSeq, a predicted model, not a curated record
AUGGGCGUUCUCAUGGUGCUGCUGUCCAUCUCGCUGCUCAUCCAGAUCAGCCACGUCACGAAGACGGUGCUGAUGGUGGUGAUCACCGUGUCGCAGUGCCUUGUCAACCUACUCACGGUCGCCGCCGUCUACGACGAGCACGACAGGAACCUGAUCAUCAAGCAAGCAUCGUACGUUGCCAACGUCAGCCUUACCACGCCGCCGUCGCCGCCGCCGCUGCCACUACUCACCACGUCACCAAAACUCUUUGUCGGCACCAAAUACAGCGUUAGCUUCAUGAUGGUGGUGGUCGUAAUUGCCGUGCUUUACCUGAACAGACAUAUCGAGAUCAUGUCGCGCAAGCUGUUCCUGCGUAAGACGCAGGUCGCAGAACAGCGCACCGUCGUCGAGAGCAUGCGUCGCAAAAACCAGGACCUCGUCUUCAAUCUACUGCCGACACACGUCGCCGCGCACUUUCUAGGUGCCAAGAAGGAGGACGAGGAACUAUACGCACAGUCAUACGACGAGGUUGGGGUCAUGUUUGCCUCCGUGCCAAACUUCAGUGAUUUCUACAAUGAGGACGGAGCCAACAAUCAAGGAAUAGAGUGCCUUCGAUUCCUGAACGAAGUGAUAUCCGAUUAUGACGCUCUGUUGAGCGAACCGAUGUUUCACAACAUCACAAAGAUAAAGACGAUAGGAUCUACCUACAUGGCGGCGAGCGGCAUGGCACGCUCUAUCACGGCAAAGUGCACGGACACGACGCAGGUGACGGAGCGCUGGCAACAUCUCAUGGAGCUCACAGAGUUCGCGAUGGCGAUGAAGGAGACGCUGUGCACGAUCAACGCUCAGUCGUUCAACAACUUCGUCCUGCGGAUAGGUAUUAACAACGGCCCGAUACUUGCUGGAGUUAUUGGAGCUAGGAAGCCACACUACGACAUCUGGGGUAACACGGUGAACGUGGCCAGUCGCAUGGAGAGCACAGGUCAGGCAGGGCACAUACAGGUCAUCGAGAGCACCAUGGUGAUUCUGAAACAGUUUGGCUACAUGUUCGAGAAGCGAGGCAUCGUCACGGUGAAGGGAAAGGGCGAAAUGCUCACCUACUAUCUCAUCGGCAAGCAGGACGUACGCGCGACCAUAACGGCACUUCCGAACACACCUGACAUUGAUAUCCCAACGGUGACUUCCUACAAGUAGCAAGAGAACGACCGUGGCACUGUGGAGAAAAUACCGUGGAGAAAUGCAGCAGCCAACAAACGGCUAUACAGGAAUAAACAACGCAGAAAUAAUAGAUAAAAUAGGACAUUAGGAUAGGCUAUUAUAGGAUAUUAUCAGGAGUAAGAUAAUAUAGAAUCUUCUAUAUUAUCUUACUCCUGAUAUUAUCA